This is a messenger RNA of Sphenostylis stenocarpa, 1770 nucleotides long. The record is from the annotation of a GenBank genome assembly. Lineage: Eukaryota; Viridiplantae; Streptophyta; Magnoliopsida; Fabales; Fabaceae.
AUGCCUGAAGAUCUGCAAGAUUCUAAUCCCAAAGCUAGGCCAACUGAGCUGUUUGAUUUGUUUUCAUUUUCUUCAAAGGAUUUAGAAUUUGUUGUGAAGUUUGCACAGGAACAUGGUUCAGAUAUAUUUCGGCAAAUCCUUCAAUCUAUAUGCCCAUCUAUCUAUGGACAUGAGCUUGUUAAAGCUGGGAUAACUCUGUCAUUAUUUGGUGGUGUACGGAAGCAUGCUAUGGAUCAGAAUAAGGUUCCUGUGAGGGGAGAUAUUCAUGUCAUAAUUGUUGGUGAUCCUGGUCUAGGUAAGAGCCAGUUGCUGCAAGCAGCAGCAGCUGUUUCUCCACGUGGUAUCUAUGUCUGUGGUAAUGCCACAACCAAAGCUGGCCUUACAGUAGCUGUAGUGAAGGACCCUAUGACAAGUGACUAUGCUUUUGAAGCAGUCAUUGAUUGGCCAAGCAGUAUGGGUUGCUCCUUUCAUGGUAGGCUAAAUGAUGACAAUGUUUUGUUUUUUGGCGCUUGUUCUGUUUCCUUAAGCUAUGCAGAAUUAGGUGCUAUGGUGCUGGCUGACAGUGGAUUGUGCUGUAUUGAUGAGUUUGAUAAAAUGCCAUCGGAGCAUCAGGCUUUACUGGAGGCGAUGGAGCAACAAAGUGUCUCUAUUGCAAAGGCGGGACUAGUAGCAAGUUUAUCAUCUAGGACUUCUGUCUUGGCUGCUGCAAAUCCCGCUGGUGGUCAUUAUAACCGAGCAAAAACUGUAAAUGAAAAUUUGAAAAUGAGUGCUGCUCUCCUGUCUCGUUUCGAUUUAAUUUUCAUACUGCUCGACAAACCUGAUGAACUUAUGGAUAAGCGACUCUCGGACCACAUUAUGGCAGAAUCAUGCAUUUCAACCCCCUGUCGCGAUUCCAUCAUGAAAACGGUUAUUGUGGCGGGCGAUGGGUGUCAUGGUUUCAAUGGGCAUCACGAUUUUGAUGUGACUUUCCUCCCCAGUACCAGUGUUCCACUCCCCCCACUUAUGACAAUCUAUCCUCUCACACUUCAUGGUGGGAAUGGGCAACUUUCACCGGCCCUAAAAAAGCGACGUGGAGAUCCAUCUGAUCCCAGGGCUACUGUAUCACAGAAUGCGGAAGGUGUAGUAGAUCUGGGCAUUAGACCUGGAUCUUUAAUUUCAAGGUUGAGACUUGACCCACUGAGAGACUGUCAUUUUGUUCCAUUACCCGGUCAACUUCUUCGCAAAUACAUUGCUUAUGCAAGGAGUUUUGUCUUUCCUAGGAUGACAAAGCCAGCAGCAGAAAUCUUGCAAAAGUUUUACCUGAAACUGAGGGAUCAUAGUACUUCAGCUGACGGUACUCCUAUCACAGCUAGGCAGCUGGAAAGUCUUGUAAGGCUAGCUGAAGCUCGGGCUCGGCUGGACUUGAGAGUAGAAAUAACGGCCCAGGAUGCAACGGAUGUUGUUGAAAUCAUGAAAGAGUCCCUGUAUGAUAAAUAUGUUGAUGAGCACGGUAUCGUGGAUUUUGGUCGAAGUGGUGGUAUGAGUCAACAGAAAGAGGCAAAACGCUUUCUAAAUGCACUAAACAAGCAAUCGGAAUAUGAACAGAAGGAUUGCUUUUCAGUGUCUGAAAUAUACAGUUUGGCAGAUAGGAUUUCCUUGAAAGUACCUGAUAUUGACACUUUCAUCGAAAAUCUAAACAGUGUUGGUUAUCUACUCAAAAAAGGACCAAAGAUGUACCAGGUAUUAUCCUCUUCUUAUGCGCGAAGCCAACCGUUUACGACAAGGGGUUAA